This is a messenger RNA of Drosophila rhopaloa, 2781 nucleotides long. Its product is annotated as aminopeptidase N. The coding region runs from base 13 to 2715 and encodes 900 amino acids. The transcript has 11 exons. NCBI's taxonomy places the organism in Eukaryota, Metazoa, Arthropoda, Insecta, Diptera, Drosophilidae. Gene Ontology annotation, biological process: peptide catabolic process; proteolysis. Gene Ontology annotation, cellular component: cytoplasm. Gene Ontology annotation, molecular function: zinc ion binding; peptide binding; metalloaminopeptidase activity. The record is from RefSeq and is a predicted model, not a curated record.
GUUAAAGCUGACAUGGAUCUUUCUUCAUAUCACGUAAUAUCAGAGGUUCGAUUACCGAAGGAAGUUUUGCCUCUCUACUAUGAAGUCAACAUGGAACCUAAUAUAGAAAACCAAAAUUUUAAGGGAAUAGUAAAAAUUCACCUGCAAUGUCUGCUAGAUUCAAAAAAGGUACAUUUUCACGCACAUGGUAACUUAUUGAUUGACAACAGAACAAUCAAACUAAGCAGAUUAAGCACAGAAAAUUUGACCGCAAUCGAAAACAUUACAAUUUCAAGGGGAAGCCGACUUCCUCGAACGGCAAUAUAUGUUUUAUACCUACAAGAUAAAGUUAAAAGAGAAUCUGAAUACCUUCUUGAAAUUGCUUUUAAAGGAAAUAUUUUGGUAGCUGGCGAAGGACUCUUCGGAAGCUAUUAUACCAAUUCGUCAAAUGAAGACCGAGAGGUAUAUUUAGCUACAAACUUGAAGCCUAACAAUGCACGUCGACUGUUUCCCUGCUUCGAUGAACCUGGAAUAAAGGUUCCAUUCAACGUUUCGAUUUCUAGACCAAAGGGAUACAUAACACUUUUCAAUACGCCAUUGCUUCGUACAAUACAGCACCCCGUUUUAAACAGCUACUUGAUGGAUUUUUUUUACAAAACUCCACCCAUGUCUACUCAUACAUUUGGUUUUGUAAUUUCAAAGCUUCAAAUCUGGGAUCAAGAGAAAAUGGUAAAGUUUCCAAACACUCCUACAAUAAAUAUUUGGAACAAUAAAUUACCACCAGUUAUUGUACUGGAGAUUCAAAAUAAACUCAACAUAGCACAUAAAACUAUAAGACAUUAUUUUAAUACAUCAUUGCCCCUUGAGAAGUUUGAUGUAAUAGCUAUCCCUGAUCUUCCAUCAGUUCGAUAUGUCAGCACAUGGGGUAUGCUGAUAGUAAGAGAGUCUGAAUUAUUAAAAAAAGGAACUUUCGCAAUUUCGAGAGAACUUAUUUAUCAAUGGAUUGGUAUAUGGAUAACUCCUGAGUGGUGGACUGAUGCCAUCGUAAACAAAGCACUAAUUAGUUUUAUAGCAUCAGAAAUUGUAAUUGAAAUAAAUGGCGGAAUAGAGUUUAAUGGCAAAUAUCCCAUGACCAUUCUUUACUCAUUGUACUAUGAGUUGAGCAAGAGGUACCCCCAUUCACGCGUAAUCGGAUUGAAACACGAGUCGACUACUUUUAAAGUUGAGCUAAUUAUUCGAAUGCUCAAACUUACACUAGGAGAUCAUACCUUUAAAAUCGGAAUACAACGAUUAAUUUGCAAUUUCAAAUUCAAAACGUAUAAAGGAUCUGACCUGUGGAAUGUUAUUUCCAAACAAGCUGUAGAAGAUAAAACGCUUGAUAGUGAGCUUAGUAUAUUAAAUAUUGCUGAGUCUUGGUUAAAGCAAAGUCGCUUACCACUUAUCACAAUUACUAGAGACUACAAUUCAGGGACUGCAAUUAUACAACAAAAAGUGUAUCUCAGGGAAAGGCCUCAUGAUGUGCCCGAGCAAGACAAAAUGCUUUGGUGGAUACCUAUUGCGUUGGUUCGGCAAGAAACUCUAAACUUUUCUAACUAUAGUCCAUAUAUAUGGAUAAAUAAGACAAAGCAAACGCAAAUUUCAAAUAUGCCAAGCGAAACGAAGUUCAUAAUUGCUAACCAAGAAGAGAUCGGUCCAUUUCCGGUUAACUAUGACGAAAAAAAUUGGGAUAUGUUGCAAAAUUAUUUAAGGACAGAAGCCAGAAGGGAAUUAGUCCCAGUAUAUACUAGGGCAAAACUACUUCAUGACGCCUGGAACUUGGCUUAUGCUGGAGAACUAAAUUUUGCCAUUGCUCUUAAUAUGACUUUAUCCAUGAGAAAGGAACGUAAUCAUAUUGUAUGGAAUCCGGUAUUUACAUUUCUAGACCAAAUCGGCAGGCGGCUGGAUAUGUCGUCAGUUAAAAAAAAGUUUGAGUUGUACGUUAUACACAUUUUGGCUCCAUUAUAUGAUGAUUUGGGUACUGAAAAUGCUAAUGAAGACAUUUGGAAAACAGACUUGCGAAAAUUGACUAAAACAUUUCUUUGCCGUGCGGGCUAUUUUCCAUGUAUCAAGGCUGCACAAAAGGCCUUUGAAGUGUGGCUCAACAGUUCUAAUCCAAACUUUGAAAAUCCGGUACCCAACGAGUUUAUAUGCCCAGUGUUUAAGUGGGGCUCUCUAAAAGAAUGGAUGUUUGGAUUGGAACGAAUAAGUCAAUUUCCAAAGCUCCGUCUUCAAAGUGAUCGCACCUUUUUGUUAAAGAUGCUAGCUGGAUGCCCAUCACAGCGGGAAAAAAUAGAUCACCUGCUCGAUUUGGCCCUUCUACAAAAUGUAUCUUUUUUUUCCGAAUCCGAUAAAAUACUAAUUAUUAAUAUGGUUACCACACAAUCCAUUGGGUACACGACACUAUUGGACUUCCUUUCAAGCAAUUGGAACUAUGUGCAACAAAAGUUUCAAAACAAAACAAAUCUUUGGGGCAAGCUUCUAACAUCUGCGACUGGAAUGUUUUCGACUCAAGAAGGUUACGAGAUGGCCAAAACAUUCUACAAUAAACAUACCGGAGAGUUUGGCAGUGCCCAACACCUUAUAGAGAGAUCGCUUCGAAAUAUUAAAGAAGAAGUUUAUUGGAGUGAACAAAAUUUGCCUGUAAUAGAACAGUGGAUUGACCACGUAUUAUCUCAAACUAAAUAUACAAAUAGUUAGAUACAUAAACCUUAUAUGUAAAAUGUAAAAUGCAAUAUGUAUUCCCAAAUAAACAACUGGUUUAAU